AUGGCAGCGACCGACACCGUCAUCCAGGCAACUAGGGAGCAUGAUUCUUCCAACGAUCAUCUUUCAAUGAACGCAGAUGCCAACUCGGAAGUGGUUGCACACGAGGGGGGUUGCCCAGGUGGCCAACCAUCUCCAGGUGCUCUUCAUCAUAAUACAUUUAUGAGCAUGGCUGAUGACACCUUUGGAGACGAUGAUCAAGACACGGUAACGAGCACGGGUGUCCAACUGCCUGCAAGUGCCCUUCAUGACGAUGCAGCUAUGAGCAUCGAUGAGGAUGCCUUCGGAGACGAACACGAAGAUAUGGAAAUAAGCACACGGCCUGCUGAGAAGAGCACCAGACGCGUGACUAUGGCUCGUACAGCGCAAGAAUAUACCGCAAACCUGAAGAAUAAAUCGGAGCAAGCGCUGAAGAAACAUUUCAUCAAGCAUAUCAACUUGAAGCGAAAGUCUGGGGAUUCGAUCAUCUUCUUGGAGCCCCCCCAAGCCAAAAGACGACGGGAGCAAAAGGCCUCCACAAGUAGCCAUGGUGACCCAGAUAAAGUUGUCCCACCCACAACUACAAAGACUGACAUUGUGCCCGAACUUGGGGGAGGCAUUCCGGGUUCUGACCAACACAAAGUGUUAAAGAAGGACAGAAGGAAGCAAAUUGCAGCUGCAACGUCAGAAGGUGACAGCAAUCGCCAUCUAAGUUCACAGAAGAAAGACGCAGAGACGGGAAUGAAGAUUUGGGGCCUUGGCGCCGUCGAAUGCGUUGGUUCUUCUGACUACAAGCUGAAAGGCAUUCGGACGCCUAUCCGGGGCUGGCAGCUCCAAGCUGCAACCCUAAUGGUACUGAGAGAAAAUUCCCAUGCGCCUCCCUAUGGAGGAAUCCUUGGUGACCAGAUGGGAAUGGGAAAGACUCUCACAAGUCUGGUGCUCAUAAUGGGAUGCCCACCCCUUCCCCAGGAUAUUCAAGCUGGCUGCGGUGGCACCAUAGUGGUUGUUCCAGGCCCCAACGUCCUCAAGGAAUGGAGUGAAGCAAUUACUAGGCAUACGGACAUUCGCCCAAAAGAUGUCCUCGUUUACAAACGAGGAAAUAAUAUCUUGGAAGCGGACCAAAUCGCAGGGUACAAAAUCGUGCUCACCACUUAUCAAGAGCUCCUCAAGUACCCAUCAGGAAAAAGGCUAUCGAACCUGGCUAAAGAAUAUGGUGAGGAAACCCAGGAAUUCCAGAAUGCUGUGAAGCAUGUCGCAGGCCCCAUUUUUGAUAUUGAGUGGUACCGGAUUGUAUUCGACGAACUUCACACGAUCAAGAACUCAGAGACACAGACCUUCCAAGCAUGCUACCGUUUGAAAAGCAAGAGAGUCUGGGGGCUCAGCGGAACUCCGCUGAUUAACCAGAGCAAAGAGAUAUUCCCUUAUUUCAAACUGAUAGGGGUUGAAGGUUGUCAAACAAAAAGCGACUUUGAAAGCAUCUACAAGAAAGGGCCUGAUGCCUUCAAAAAGUUAGACGCAUUGAUCAACCUGAUUACAAUUCGCCGGAAUCAUGAGAACCGCUUCCUCGGGAAGCAGAUGUUGGAGGGUCUGCCCCAGUUUGAGGCGGAAGUCCGCUGGGUCAACUUGUCCCAAGAGGAACAACUGAUCUAUAAUACCAUUGGUCAGUAUUUCAACAGUCAGUCGUCUCCGCUUCCGAUAGUCUCUAUGGCACAGCAGAGACAGGCAAUCUCGCACCCUUAUCUUCUGGAGAAGUUUUUCAUUGAGACCAUCGACAAUGAGUCCAUCCAGAGUCUUAUCAAUGAGCUCAAGGAAAUCGAAGGCAAUACUUGGGUGUACCACCAAAUUGGCAGACGUUUCGGCCGACGUGAUCCAGAUAAUGCAUUCGCAGCCGGCGAAAACGAUGAUGGAGACGUCCCUGAACUCACACCCCGGGAGCUAGCAUACGCCCCUAUGAACCCAUUUGGAAAAUCCUCCUUUGGUGAGAGUUUUUCAAUGGUUCAUCUGCUCGAGCUCACAGUCAUGGACAAGGAAUAUAGCAAGAGCAAAUGUGGCCGGUGCAAGAAGAAGGUGACCGAUCGCAUGCGCAUCAACGGGGCUGCAGGGUGUAUCUCUUCAGACGAUGGGUCUACCGACGAGGACUCGGAUAAUAGAUAUCGCAGUCGCAAAACCAAAGUUGCAGAGAAGCGACGCAAGGCGCAGGCGAGACGCGAGAAGAGGAAGAUGAGGCGACGAAAAUACGGCGGCGACUAUAUUGGCAACCUGCCGGCACUCGAAGAGCAUGAUACGGCGUUCCUCCAGAUCGGCGUGAACGAGAAUGGCGGCGUCCCCUGCCCUGGAACGAAGCUGACGGUUGCUAAGGAGAUCAUUCUCCAAUGGCAGGAGGAGGCGCCCAAUGACAAGAUUAUCAUCUUUGUCGAGUUCAUCAAAACGGCGGUUCUGAUGGGUAUCAUGUUGAACCUCGAAGACAUCCCAUUCGUUUACCUCAACGGGAAGCUUACAUCGACAGAGAAGCUCAAGGCCGUGGACACGUUUAAGACCAACCCCGAGGUCAAAAUUCUCAUUGCAUCGAUGAAGGUCGGCGGACAGGCCCUAAACCUGACCUGCGCGAACAGAGUAAUCCAGGUCGACUCCUGGUGGAACGAGGCCGCGGGUGAGCAGGCGAACGGACGGGUCAACCGCAUGGGCCAGCUGAAGCCCUCGCACGCCGUCGUGAUCAAGGUCCGGGGUACCGUUGACGAUUACAUCACCGACCUUCAGGACAGCAAGACGAAGGAUAUUGAGCAUGUCUUGCAGGACAACGGCCGCGUUACUGAGGUCCUCGGCGAGUUCGAAGUCAUGGCCCUCACUGCCCCCGUCGCGUGGCAGACGCUCAAGGAGCGGCUCGUCAAUGACAUUGAACAGGACAUGGGUCCGCUGGGCGUUGUUCAAUGA
Molecule: messenger RNA, 2907 nt
Organism: Colletotrichum graminicola M1.001
Lineage: Eukaryota; Fungi; Ascomycota; Sordariomycetes; Glomerellales; Glomerellaceae
Product: SNF2 family domain-containing protein
Exons: 10
Coding region: 1-2907 (968 amino acids)
Molecular function (GO): ATP binding; ATP-dependent chromatin remodeler activity
Source: RefSeq, a predicted model, not a curated record